CUCUUAGAACUGCUUUGAACUGGGCAGCAGCCCAGAGAGAAGAUGGAUGCAAAAGAGCAAGAAGGGAAGGGAGCAGGAAAAUGCCUUCCUACUGUUCAGGCUGAGAGUGGGGGAUUUGGUGAAAGAACUGGGCAGAUGAUUCUGGAACAAGACACCUUCACUUUGGCUGUACAGCACCAGCUGUUCAGGAAGUUCUCCUACCAGGAGGCCAAGGGACCCCGAGAAGUUUGCAGCCAACUCCACCAGCUUUGCCAUCAAUGGCUGAAGCCAGAACAGAACACGAAAGCUGAAAUGCUGGACCUGGUGGUCCUGGAGCAGUUCCUGGCCAUCCUGCCCACGGAGAUGGCGAGCUGGGUGUGGGAAUGUGGAGCUGAGACCUGUUCCCAGGCGGUGGCCUUGGCCGAAGGCUUCCUCCUGAGCCAAGUAGAGGACAAACAGAAGCAGGGAAGGCCUGUUGAGGGAGAUGCAGAACAUCCAAGGCCAAGGAGGGUUUCCUGGGAGGAUCGACCUCAGGAUGUCUUAUCAGGGGAAGGUAUGACAUCAUUUGUACAUCUUGAAACAUCUCCUUUUCAUGGUGGAGCAGAAACUGCAGCUGUGCCCCCAGCUCAGGGUCCUGCACCAAGUCCCAUGUCCCUGAAGGAGGUGGCUGUCAAUUUCACGGAGGAGGAGUGGGCGUUGCUGGAUUCUGGCCAAAAAGCCUUGCACCGGGAAGUCAUGCUGGAGAAUUCCAGGAAUGUGAACACUCUGGCAGGAAAUGAGAAGGAAGAUGAGAACUACCAGGAACCUGAUACGGUGAUGUCACCAGCAAUCCACCCUGAACUGAGGAAAGAGACAUUUGGGGUUCCGUGGAGAUCACAAACACACCAGGAAAACCACUCUAAGCAUGAGGAGGAGAAAUCUUCAGGUUCUGGAUGUGCUGCAGUCCAGGCGUUUCUCCUGACCAAAUGCGUUCAGGGAAGAAUGAGAAAGGGGAAUUGGCUUGUAUAUAAAAAAAUACGCAAAGGUCAAGAAAUCCACACUGGAGAGAAGCCAUGUAGAUACUGUCAACAUAGAAAGGACUUUGGGGACAGCAGUCAUCUUCCUUCCCAUAAAAGGUUCCACCCUGGGGGGGAAAUAUAUAUGUGUGUGGAGUGUGGAAAGAGCUUCAGUGAAAAGAGAUCCUUUACUGGUCAUAAAAAGAGCCAUCCAGAGGAGAAACCACAUAAAUGCUUGGAGUGCGGAAAGAGUUUCAACUUGAGCAGUCAACUUACUUCUCAUAAAAGGAUCCACACCAGGAAGAACACAUAUACGUGUAUGUGUGGAAAGAGCUUCAGCAGGAGCAGUUCCCUUACCUAUCAUAAAAGGAUCCACACAGGAGAAAAGCCGUAUAAAUGCCUGGAGUGUGGGAAGAGCUUCAGUGAUUGCAGUGCUCUGUGUUCUCAUAAAAGGAUCCAUUCCUCGGAAAAGCCCUAUAAAUGCACUGAGUGUGGAAAGAGCUUCAGCAAGAACAGUUUCCUUACUUCCCAUAAAAGGAGCCACACAGGGGAGAAACCCUAUCAGUGCACAGACUGUGGAAAGAGCUUCAGCCAGAGCAGUCACCUGACUUCUCAUAAAAGACUCCACACAGGGGAGAAACCAUAUAAAUGCACUGAGUGUGGAAAGAGCUUCAGCCAGAACAGUCAUCUUACGUCCCAUAAAAGGCUCCACACUGGAGAAAAACCCUAUAAAUGCACCGAGUGUGGAAAGAGCUUCAGCAACAGCAGUUCCCUGACUUCACAUAAAAGGAGCCACACAGGGGAGAAACCCUAUAAAUGCACAGAGUGUGGAAAGAUCUUCAGCCAGAGCAGCCACCUGACUUCCCAUAAAAGGCUCCACACAGGGGAGAAACCCUAUAAAUGCACAGAGUGUGGAAAGAGCUUCAGGUUGAGUAGCGAGCUUACGUCACAUAAAAGGAUCCACACGGGGGAGAAGCCCUAUAAAUGCUGGGAAUGUGGAAAGAGUUUCAAACAGAGCAGUCAACUUACAUCUCACAAAAGGAUCCACACUAGGAAAAAAAAUGUAUAAAUAUAUAGAGUAUAUAUUUACUUUAGAAUUGGCAUAUAUUGUUGGCCUCAGGUCUGCUGUAUUGUGGUGUGUUUUAUUAUUGGUUCUUUUAUGUUUUCAGCCCCAUGUGAGCCACCUGGAAUUACUAUUUGCAAAUUGAGUGGCUAUAUAAAUUAUUUUAAUAAUAAUAAUUAUGAUAACA
Messenger RNA from Python bivittatus (Burmese python), 2224 nucleotides. Lineage: Eukaryota; Metazoa; Chordata; Lepidosauria; Squamata; Pythonidae. The record is from RefSeq and is a predicted model, not a curated record.